Molecule: messenger RNA, 720 nt
Organism: Menidia menidia (Atlantic silverside)
Lineage: Eukaryota; Metazoa; Chordata; Actinopteri; Atheriniformes; Atherinopsidae
Source: the annotation of a GenBank genome assembly
AUGGGGGAUGCUGUGAUGGCAGAGUUUGGACCUGCAGCUUCUUAUCUGCGAAAAUCAGAUAAGGAACGUCUGGAGGCCCAGACACGAAUAUUUGACAUGAAGAGGGAAUGUUUUGUUCCUGACCCAGAAGUUGAGUAUGUCAAAGCUACAGUUUCAAGUCGUGAUGGAGACCAAGUCACCGUCAAUACUGAAUUUGGAAAGGUAUUCAGUGACUUUAUCGCCCUCCCGGCUGACGAUGGAAGCCUUCACAUAUUCCUCAUCAGGAUCGGGAACAAAACAUUCCUUCUUCAUGUCAAAAAUGCGGGUCUGGGCCUCCAGACGCUCCCGCUGGUGUCAAAUGGGAGCGAGAGAUUCCACAAGCCCGCUAAAGAGCAAGUGAAGAUAACUUUGACCCCACAGCUUCUGCACCUGCUUCUUGCCUCCCUUCAUGGCGAUCUGCUCAGCUUCAUCCAGACGGUGCUGCAGGUCUUUGAUGGUCUGCUCCAUGUUCUUCUUCAUGCGCUCCAGGAGCUGCACCCUCUCACUAACAUCCAGCAGCUCUUGCUCAGCAAGUUUGCGACUGCGUUCAGUUUGCUCCAGAGCCCCUCUCAGCUCCUCCACUUCAGCCUGAAGAAGGUUGUUGCGUCUCUCCACGAUGGCGACGUUCUCUUUAAGAUCAUCGUUGGCUCGCAGAGAAUCAUCAAGCUGGAGCUGAGCAUCCUGAUAGACAAACCAGAAUAA